Molecule: messenger RNA, 975 nt
Organism: Plasmodium falciparum 3D7
Lineage: Eukaryota; Apicomplexa; Aconoidasida; Haemosporida; Plasmodiidae
Gene: CK1
Product: casein kinase 1 family protein
Exons: 9
Coding region: 1-975 (324 amino acids)
Source: RefSeq, a predicted model, not a curated record
AUGGAAAUUAGAGUGGCAAAUAAAUAUGCUUUAGGAAAAAAAUUAGGGAGUGGUUCCUUUGGUGAUAUAUAUGUUGCCAAGGAUAUUGUAACGAUGGAAGAAUUUGCUGUAAAAUUAGAAUCAACACGAUCAAAACAUCCCCAACUAUUGUAUGAGUCAAAAUUAUAUAAAAUAUUAGGAGGAGGAAUUGGUGUACCUAAAGUAUAUUGGUACGGUAUAGAAGGGGAUUUUACUAUCAUGGUUCUUGAUUUAUUAGGCCCAUCCCUUGAAGAUUUAUUUACCUUAUGUAAUAGAAAAUUUUCUUUAAAGACUGUCCUUAUGACAGCAGAUCAAAUGUUAAAUAGAAUUGAAUAUGUGCAUUCAAAAAAUUUUAUACAUAGAGAUAUUAAACCAGAUAACUUUUUAAUAGGACGAGGGAAAAAAGUUACCUUAAUACAUAUUAUUGAUUUUGGUUUAGCAAAAAAAUAUAGAGAUUCAAGAUCACAUACUCAUAUUCCAUAUAAAGAAGGGAAAAAUUUAACAGGAACAGCAAGAUAUGCAAGUAUAAAUACACACUUAGGAAUUGAACAAUCUCGUAGGGAUGAUAUUGAAGCCCUUGGAUAUGUUCUCAUGUAUUUUCUAAGAGGAAGUUUACCAUGGCAAGGUCUAAAGGCUAUAUCUAAGAAGGAUAAAUAUGAUAAAAUUAUGGAAAAAAAAAUAUCAACAUCAGUGGAAGUUUUGUGUAGAAAUGCAAGCUUCGAAUUCGUAACAUAUUUAAAUUAUUGCCGAUCAUUAAGAUUUGAAGAUAGACCCGAUUAUACAUAUUUAAGAAGACUUUUAAAGGACUUGUUUAUAAGAGAGGGAUUUACUUAUGACUUUUUAUUUGACUGGACAUGUGUAUAUGCCUCCGAAAAGGAUAAGAAGAAGAUGUUAGAAAAUAAAAACCGUUUUGAUCAAACAGCAGAUCAAGAAGGAAGAGAUCAACGAAAUAAUUGA